Molecule: messenger RNA, 4805 nt
Organism: Camelina sativa (false flax)
Lineage: Eukaryota; Viridiplantae; Streptophyta; Magnoliopsida; Brassicales; Brassicaceae
Source: RefSeq, a predicted model, not a curated record
GUUUUUUUUUUUUUUUUUUAUUGUUGGAUCAUGGUUCUGAUUUAUUUUGAUUCAGCUUCUAUUUUUACGAGUUUCGUGGAUCUUAGAUUUUGAUGUGGUUCGAUUUAUGGGGAAAAAGGAGUGAUUUUUUUUGGAAUCAUAGGAGUUGCUUGGAAAUGGAUUAACGGUUUUUUGGAAUCUGGGGACUGAUUUCGGAUCUGAUUUUAGAUGGAAGUGGUGGAAGGAAAGGUGGCCAGACCUAGAGGUAGACCGAGGAAACGCCCGAGACCAGAGGAUCAAAAUGGAGUGUCGUCUAAUCGAGGGAAGAGGCCGGUUCUGGAGACUUUGAAAGUGACAGUGCCUAGAUCUCUUCUUGGUCGUUAUGUGUUGAAAGAUUUUGAUGACUGUCGAGUUUCUCUUGGGAAGAUAGUUUCGUAUAAUACUGGCUUGUACAGAGUUGAAUAUGAGGAUGGUGAGUUUGAGGAUCUGGAAACUUGUUCUCUUCGUCAGUUAAUUAUUGGGGAUAAUUACUUUGAUGAUGAAUUACGUGUUAGAAGAAGUAAAUUAGAUGACUUUAUUCUGAAAAAGGAUGAAAAGAAGAAAAAAGAUGACAUGGAGAAGAAGGGAGUUGAGCUGAAAAAUCGAGUAAGUGAAGUUGAGGUGCCCACAUCCACUAGCCCAAGUUCUGUGGCAGAAGUUGAAAGUGGUUAUUCAUCUUGUGGUUUACCUGGCUGUGAAGAUAGCAGAGAUCCAGAUAUAGAAACUAUGUCGCCUCUUGUCCCAGUUCCACCAGUGGAUUUGCCUUCUUCAUCAGGAACGAUUUGUAUCCCUGAGGAGGCUGUGGUGCAUCUUUUAUCUGUAUACGGUUUCUUAAGAUCAUUCAGUGUUCAGUUAUAUAUCCUCCCAUUUGGAUUGGAUGAUUUUGUGGGAGCAUUGAAUUUCGGAGGACCCAAUUCGUUGCUGGAUGCCAUUCAUGUUGCCUUAAUGCGGGCACUGAAGGGUCAUCUUGAGAGACUCUCCUCGGAAGGGUCUGAAGUGGCUUCAAAGUGCCUGAGGUGCAUUGAUUGGAGCUUGCUCGAUGCGCUAACAUGGCCUGUUUAUUUGGUUCACUACUUCGCUGCCAUGGGACAUGCAAGUGGGCCUCUCUGGAGAGUUUUUAAUGAAUACGUUGUUGAAAAAGAUUAUUAUUCCUCACCUGUAGUGAUGAAGUUGAAGAUCCUGCAAAUUCUGUGUGAUGACGUCUUUGAUGUAGCAGAUGUAAGAUCUGAAAUUGAUUCUCGAGAAGAAUCUGAAGUUGGACUUGAUCCUGAUGGCGUUACUGCUGACCUUCCUGAAAAUGGACCUAGAAGGGUCCAUCCCAGAUUUGCUAAAACCUCAGCUUGCAAGGAGAAAGAGCUUAGUGAAUAUGUUGCAAUGAACCAUGUGAUAAGCUCAAUGAGCGAGUCAAAAACUUUGAGCUCAAGAUAUACUGAUGGUGGUCAUGGAGAUAGCUCAGAUCUGGAUGGGAACAGUGAUGAAUGUAGGCUCUGCGGCAUGGAUGGGACGUUGCUUUGCUGUGAUGGAUGCCCUUUAGCAUAUCACUCGAGAUGCAUUGGUGUGGUCAAAAUGUACAUACCAGAUGGGCCGUGGUAUUGUCCAGAAUGCACUAUCAACAAAAUGGGGCCAACUAUUGCUCAUAAAACGUCACUCAGGGGAGCAGUGUAUUUUGGAGUGGAUCCACAUGGGCGACUCUUCUUGGGUACAUGCAAUCACUUACUGGUGCUUAAAAUUUCUGUUCAGGCGGAUUUAGAUAUCAAAUACUACAAUGCCACCGACAUUCCAAAAGUUGUCCUGGUACUUUUGUCUGCAACGAACCAUAGAAUGGAAUAUCUGUAUAUAUGCAAAGCGAUCUCACAAUACUGGGAUCUGCCUGGAGGUUUGAUCUCUUAUCUGAAGGAAGUGGAGAUUGAUUUAGCACACAUGCCAAAAGAAGUGUGCGACGAGGCGUCAGACGCAAUUAGACCUGAUAGUGCAAGUAGUUCCAUUGGAAAUAAUAUUCAGAAUGUGGUUGGCCUCCACGCAUCUGCUUCUGGCAGUCCUGUAUUAGGAAGAUCAAGUGGAGUGCAAGAGAAGAAUUUGGUUGCUGGUAUUACACAGAAGGGUUUAUCAUUUAAACCUAAUACUUACAUUAAUCAUUACACAAAUGGAGAAUUGGCUGCAUCAGCUGCUGCUACUUUGGCUGUCCUUUCGUCAGAGGAAACCCAUGAACCUGAUCUACAAAAAUUUAGUAAUGCCAAGAAAGCUGCAGCAAGUAACAUCUUGCUACAGGUGAAAGCAUUUUCGUUAGUAGCCUUAAGUUUCUUCUGGCCAAGUCCUAAGUUAGUGGAAGCUUCAACAUGCAAAGCGAUGAAAGCCCUCUUGCUUGAACUUGAGGAAGACAUUUGCAGUAUUGCUCUGUCAAGUGACUGGCUCAAACUAGUGGAUGACUGGUUAAUAGAACAUUCUUUUUUUCAAAGCGCUCCAUUUACUGUUGCGGACACACAGAAACGUAGACCUGGUAAGAGGCAGAGGAACCAAGCUGAAAUUACAGCCCAAGGUUCUGAUGAUGAUAGCUUUACUUGGUGGCGAGGGGGGAAGUUAUCAGAAGUUAUACUCCUGAAGGCAGUCUUGUUGAAGCCUCAGAGAAGGAAAGCAGCUUGGCAAGGUGGUAUUAAAAAGUUUCCUGAAUUUAGUUAUGGUGAUGGUUCUUACAUUCCUAAGAGAAGCAGGCGGUCUGUUUGGAAAGCAGCAGUUGAAAGUAGCAAAAACAUAUCUCAGCUUGCUCUUCAGGUUAGAUACCUGGAUAUGAAUAUAAGAUGGAGUGAACUUGUACGCCCAGAGCAAAACGUGCAAGAUGUUAAAGGUCCAGAGACAGAUGCCACUGUUUUUAGGAACGCUAGUAUUUGUGACAAGAAGAUUAUAGAUAACAAGGUUAGAUAUGGAGUUGUCUUUGGGAAUCAAAAGCAUCUGCCAUCCCGUGUCAUGAAGAAGAUCACUGAAGUCGAGAAAACUGAAGAUGGAAAGGAAAAGUAUUGGUUUCAUGAAGCUCGCGUUCCCUUAUAUUUGAUCAAAGAAUAUGAAGAAAGUCUGCCUAGGGUACACAUACCUUUCAUCAAGAAGCCAUCACGAAAAAUAUCAAAGCUCCAGAAAAUGCAACUUAAAGCUUCUCGAGCGAACAUAUUUUCUUACCUAGCCUCUCGGAGGGACAACACAGAGAAGUGUUCUUGUGCAUCAUGCCAUCUCGAUGUUUUUGUGAGGGAUGCAACAACAUGCAGUACUUGCCAAGGUUUCUGUCAUAAGGAAUGUACUAUGAGUACACAACAUACAGUUGGGAAAGAUGAACUUUUGGUAACCUGCAAACGGUGCUACCUUGCAAGAGCCCGUUCACUAAUCAAUAUCAAUCACAGACAACAUCCAACAACAGCCGCUGUCCUGAUCGACAGACCAUUUCAAAAUGCAGUCACUCCAGUCACCAAGACACAGAUUAAGCCUCCUAAUCAACAGUUACCAUCUUCCAACAUACGCAGCACCACUUCAGGAGUUAAACAAAUCACUCCUGAUUCCAAUUUGGCACCUAAAACUAAACACAAAACAUUGUCUUGGGGGAUCAUAUGGAGGAAAAAGAACGUGGAAGACACAGGUGUUAGCUUCAGACAUCAACAUGUUCUGUUGGCUGCACGCUCUGAUCAGCCGAAUCCGGAACCAGUUUGUUGUCUCUGCAAACUGCCGUAUAAUCCUGGUCUAACAUAUAUUCACUGUACAAAUUGUGACAAGUGGUACCACAUUGAAGCUAUUAAGCUCGAGGAAUCGAAAAUUCCUGAAGUUGUUGGGUUCAAGUGUUGCAAAUGCCGUCGUAUACGAUCACCAGAUUGCCCUUACAUGGAUCCCAUACUGAAGGAACAGAGGCAGAUGAAACCAGUAGUCUUCAGAAGGCAAAAACAUGGGAAAGGAAGUAUCGGAAUGGAUUCUACUUCUGAAAGAAUGUCUGAACAAGAAGACUCCAUGCCCUCUACUCCCUCAUUCCCCUUUGAAGAUACGUUUGUUCCAGAUGAUGAUCCUCUCUUAAUGUCAGUUUCAAAAAUCGAACAAAUUACACCUAUCAAUUUGGAUGUCAAAUGGAACGGGGAUGGUUCUGUGCCGGGACCCCAGAAGCUACAAGUUAGGAGACAAGUGAAACGUGAAGACACAGACGGGAACAAUAAUCUGUCUUAUACCGAGUUUUCAAUGCAACCCGAAUCAAUGCCUAUUGUGAAACCAGAAAUGGAAACAUUGCCUGUCACGGAAUGGGAUGCAUCUGGCCACAGUGACAUGGUUGAAGGCGAGCUAAUGUUUGACUACGAAGACAUGGAAUUCGAACCCCAAACAUAUUUCUCGCUUACCGAGUUACUCACAACAGAGGAUAGUGGACACUGCGAUGGAUAUGGAGAUGACAAGGGUGCUUCAGGAAACACGGAUAACCCAAACCCCCAGGUUGAGACAACAGUGGAACAGUGUAGAGCAUUUCUCUGUGACAAUACAAUUCCAUGCCAGAUAUGUAUGCAUGUGGAUCCUGGACCUGAUCUCACAUGCAAGACUUGUACUAUGACUAUUCAUUCCCACUGUUCUCCAUGGGAGGAGGAAUCUACUUGCACGGGAGGUAGCUGGAGAUGCGGUCGUUGCCGUGAGUGGCUGUAGCUCGCAUUCUUUUUUGUUUUUUUUUCAUUCUUUUUUGUUCUGGUAGUGACGUAAUGCCAAUAUUUUUUUGGGUACUAGAAUUCUUGUAAUUUUGAGACGAAAUGAUUUUAGGAUGUGCCCAAUUCUAUUCUGUA